Messenger RNA from Dentiscutata heterogama, 1305 nucleotides. NCBI's taxonomy places the organism in Eukaryota, Fungi, Glomeromycota, Glomeromycetes, Diversisporales, Gigasporaceae. The record is from the annotation of a GenBank genome assembly.
AUGCCUCCAAAAGAUAACUGGGAAAAAUAUGAUAAACCUAUCGAGGAAAAGGAGGAGGAAAAGAUUGUUGCCCUUGACGAAGGUGACAUUGCAUUACUUAAAACCUAUGGCCAAGGACCCUACGCCAAAGAGUUAAAAAAGAUCGAUAUAGAUAUAAAAGACAUACAAAAACGUAUUAAUGAAAAGAUCGGUGUUAAAGAAUCAGAUACCGGACUUGCCCCGCCAAAUCUUUGGGAUAUCCCUGCAGACAAACAGAGGAUGCAAGAGGAACAGCCUUUACAAGUAGCCCGAUGUACUAAAAUAAUUCAAGAUGGUGAAAGUGAAGAUGCAAAAUACAUUAUAAAUGUAAAACAAAUUGCAAAAUUUGUUGUCGCUUUAGGUGAACGUGUUUCUCCGACAGAUAUUGAAGAAGGAAUGCGUGUUGGUGUUGACCGCAAUAAGUAUCAAAUUCAAAUCCCAUUACCUCCAAAAAUUGACCCAUCGGUGACGAUGAUGCAAGUUGAAGAAAAACCGGAUGUCACUUAUAGUGAUGUUGGCGGCUGUAAAGAACAAAUUGAAAAACUUAGAGAAGUGGUUGAACUACCAUUGCUUCAGCCCGAGCGUUUUGUCAGUUUAGGUAUUGAUCCUCCAAAAGGUGUACUGUUGUAUGGGCCUCCAGGUACUGGGAAAACAUUAUGUGCUCGUGCUGUGGCUAAUCGUACAGAUGCAACGUUUAUUCGCGUUAUCGGUUCCGAACUUGUUCAGAAGUAUGUUGGUGAAGGUGCACGAAUGGUUCGUGAAUUAUUUGAAAUGGCACGUACAAAAAAGGCUUGUAUCAUUUUUUUCGAUGAAAUUGACGCUAUUGGAGGUGCACGAUAUGAUGACGGUGCCGGAGGUGAUAACGAGGUUCAAAGAACAAUGUUAGAAUUGAUUAAUCAAUUAGAUGGCUUUGAUCCACGGGGAAACAUUAAAGUUUUAAUGGCUACAAACAGACCUGAUACUCUAGAUCCUGCACUUUUACGUCCGGGUCGUUUAGAUAGAAAAGUCGAAUUCUCUCUACCAGACUUAGAGGGUCGUUCGCAUAUUUUGAAAAUUCAUGCCAAAAGCAUGUCAGUUGAACGUGACAUUCGAUACGAGUUGAUUGCGCGUCUUUGUCCGAAUAGUACCGGUGCUGAGCUACGUAGUGUUUGCACUGAAGCGGGAAUGUUUGCCAUCCGAUCAAGAAGAAAGGUUGCGACAGAGAAAGAUUUCCUGGAAGCUGUUAAUAAAGUCAUUAAGUCCUACGCAAAAUUCUCAUCAACUCCAAGAUACAUGACUUACAAUUAA